Letharia columbiana is the source of this 3495-nucleotide messenger RNA. RefSeq lists its product as uncharacterized. Bases 1 to 3495 code for a protein of 1164 amino acids. Lineage: Eukaryota; Fungi; Ascomycota; Lecanoromycetes; Lecanorales; Parmeliaceae. Gene Ontology annotation, molecular function: nucleic acid binding; zinc ion binding; ATP binding. The record is from RefSeq and is a predicted model, not a curated record. The transcript has 3 exons.
AUGGAUAGCCUAGAUAUCGAUCAGCGGCCUGCGAAGAAGAGACGCUUCUUUGUCGAGGAUUCUCCAGAGCCUGAACGUACUGUAUUCUCCACCGCGUCGCCACAUAACGACGCGCUCUCCACAGCCAAUACCACUCUACAUGAGAAACUGCUUGAGCCCAACUCGAGCCAGACUGAUCUCAGUAUCCACGAUGGCAAAGACGGAAUGGAUGUCGAUGCCUCGAAAAAUUUCGAAAAGGAGACGUUCGAGAGCUUUGUUGGUGAUAAAGUGGCGCCGGCUACAUUCGAUAAGCUACGAGAGGUGUCCGGUGACAAUAUGGAGCGUGCGAUUAACAUGUACCUCGACGGCUCGUGGGCCAAUGUACCCGCGCCUCCAGCCCCUAGACCUUCUUCGUCUUCCAUCAUGAAUGUGUCCAACUCGGGACUUCCAGAGCGGACCUGCCAGCAGCACAGGACUGAAGAAAGACGAUUAUCAGAUAUCAUGGAUACAGGGAGCACAUUGGACAGAAUACCAGACUACAGAUAUGUAGGUGCCUUCGGCGUUGGGGCAUGGGCAACACGAAGUGGUACUGGUCUUAUAAAGAUGGGAGAAGCCAUCAAGAUCGAGCGAACGAAGAUCAAGGCUCCUGUAAAGAUAGGCCGAGGUGGGAAGGCAACCCAGACAAAUGCUGCAAGAAUGAGGGGCGACGUCAUUGUACGCUUUACGAAUUCGAGAGGAGAGGAGGUGGGUAGAUUACCGAAGGAGACCGCCAAUUGGGUGUCUACUUUGAUGGACCAAAAGGUCUGUAGGUUCGACGGUGUCUGCUUUCUGGCCCCAGAAAGGGUCCGGGUCAAUGAUACGAUCGAGCUGCAAUUGAGGUGCUCGUUGCUAAGGAGAGCAUUCGAAGUUGGCGGCUUCCAGAAGCCCGAGGACAACCGGACUACGGGUUUCUUCGAAGAGAAGGAGACGUCCGAUGAGAAGAAUCUGAGACUAAGGCAGGUCGCUAUGGUCAAAUUGUUCGACGAGGUCAACCUGCACCCAACGACGGUCAAUGAUACUACAGCGAGGCACAAGCGGCAGGGCAUACUACAGGCUGCGGAAAUCGCAGAGCAGUAUGACAAGGAAAAGGAAAGCAAGAACCCGAAGUUCAGUAAGGAUCCGAAGUCAACCCAGGACGGUAGUUCUACACCGCCUGAAGACGAGGAGGAGGAGGGCAAGGAGCUGGAGCAGGAUCAGCUUGAUAGCCUGUACAAGAAGGCGCAGUCCUUUGAUUUUGACACACCAAUAAGAGAACCUUCGGACACCUUUGCUAUGGAUCUCAGGAAAUACCAGAAGCAGGCCUUGCAUUGGAUGGUGAGCAAAGAAAAGGACGAAAAGUCUGACGAUAAAGAGGUGUCCAUGCAUCCACUAUGGGAAGAGUACACAUGGCCUACCAAAGACAUGGACGACAAGAAUGUUCCCAGUGUAACCAACCAGAGCAGCUUCUACGUAAAUCCUUACUCAGGAGAAUUAUCUCUGGAUUUUCCUGUUCAGGAGCAACAUUGUCUUGGCGGUAUUCUGGCCGACGAAAUGGGCCUCGGAAAGACUAUCGAAAUGCUCAGUCUCAUGCAUUCUUUUAUCGGAACAUCCGAUAUCUCAACGCAGGCCUCCCAGCCCGGUCCUUCGUCAGUCGCCAACCUGCCUAGAUUACCCAAGAACUCGUCAGCUGUCGCGCCUGCACCAAGCACUACUCUCGUUGUGGCUCCUAUGUCUCUUUUGGCGCAGUGGGAGAGUGAAGCCGUCAAGGCGUCUAAGCCGGGAACAUUCAAGGCGAUGGUCUACUAUGGUAGCGAGAAGGCGGCUAACCUACAGAAUCUAUGCUGCGAAGCCAACGCUGCAUCGGCUCCCAACCUCAUCAUUACUAGUUACGGUGUCGUGCUCUCCGAAUUCAAUCAGGUAGCUGCUCGUGGAGGAGACCGAGGGUCGCAUGGUGGCCUCUUCUCCCUCGAUUUCUUCCGUGUCAUCCUAGAUGAAGCGCAUUUCAUCAAGAACAGACAAUCGAAAACUGCAAAGGCUUGCUACGAGCUCAAUGCCCAGCAUCGAUGGGUCCUCACAGGAACGCCCAUCGUCAACCGUCUUGAGGAUCUCUUCAGCUUGGUCCGGUUCUUGCGUGUCGAACCGUGGUCGAAUUUCUCCUUCUGGAAAACUUUCAUUACGGUGCCCUUUGAAUCAAAGGAUUUCCUGCGUGCUCUCGAUGUAGUGCAAACAGUCCUCGAGCCUCUCGUCAUGCGCCGCACAAAGGACAUGAAGACGCCAGACGGUGAAGCUUUGGUCCCUCUCCCGCCACGAACUAUUGAGAUCGAGGAGCUCGAGUUGUCCAAGCAGGAGCGAGAAGUCUAUGACUACAUCUUCACUCGCGCGAAGCGCACUUUCAAUGCCACCAUGGAAGCAGGAACGCUGCUGAAGUCUUACACCACCAUCUUCGCCCAGAUUCUCCGGCUGCGCCAAUCCUGUUGUCAUCCUGUGCUGACACGGAAUAAGGCUAUCGCUGCCGAAGAAGAGGAAGCUGCAGCCGCGUCUGAUGUAGCGAAUGGCCUUGCUGAUGAUAUGGACUUGCAAGAGUUGAUCGAACGAUUCACGUCAGACUCGGACUCUGGCGAGCAGGACAUAACCAACAAGUUCGGAGCUCACGUCCUGCAAGAGAUCCAAUCGCAAGCGAACAAUGAAUGUCCCAUCUGCGCCGAAGAGCCAAUGAUAGAGCCUGCCGUGACAGGCUGUUGGCACAGUGCCUGCAAGAAAUGCUUACUAGACUACAUCGAGCAUCAAAAAGAGAAGCAUGCUCUUCCACUAUGUUUCAACUGCAGGGAACCCAUCAAUCAGCGCGACAUCUUCGAAGUGAUCCAUCACGACAACGAUGACGAGGAUGACCUUUACAGUGCCACACAACCAGGCCAGGCUUCUACACCCCCACGCAUUACCCUCCGCCGCAUCGGCUCAUCCUCAUCCGCCAAAAUCGCCGCCCUGAUCUCCCAUCUCAAAGCCCUCCGCGUGAACAACCCCGGCACCAAAUCCGUCGUCUUCUCCCAAUUCACCUCUUUCCUCGACCUCAUCUCUCCCGCCCUCACCCAGGCCAACAUCCCCUUCCUGCGCUUCGAUGGCGCCAUGUCUCAAAAAGCCCGAGCCGCGGUGCUCCUCGAAUUCGCUGCCUCGCAGACAAAGAAAAACGGCCAUGGUACGGUGCUUUUACUGAGCUUACGCGCUGGCGGUGUUGGUUUGAAUCUGACGGCCGCGAAGAGAGUCUUCAUGAUGGACCCGUGGUGGAGUUUCGCCGUGGAAGCGCAGGCUAUCGACCGCGUGCAUCGGAUGGGGCAGGAGUCGGAGGUCAAGGUCGUGCGGUUUGUCAUCGGGGGCAGUAUUGAGGGGAGGAUGUUGAAGAUUCAGGAGAGGAAGAAGUUCAUCGCCAGUUCGUUGGGGAUGAUGAGUGAGGAGGAGAAGAAGAUGCAGAGGAUUGAGGAUAUUAAAGACUUGCUGUCGUGA